This is a messenger RNA of Parnassius mnemosyne (clouded apollo), 1308 nucleotides long. The record is from the annotation of a GenBank genome assembly. NCBI's taxonomy places the organism in Eukaryota, Metazoa, Arthropoda, Insecta, Lepidoptera, Papilionidae.
AUGGGUAAAUGUUCAGUCGUUAACGUUGCCCCCGUCGGGGUACCGGCUGACACCUUUGAUGGGUUACGCAUAGGCUUAUCCGGGCACAGGAGGCACUGUUCGGAUGGACUGCUAUUUCCUCCACACUCCGGUGGAAAUCGGUCGCGUGGGACGUCUUCCGCUAGGAAACGUCCAGUGUGCCGGUCUUCAGAAGAGGAAGGCCUAUCGGCUCCCAAGUUGCCGACUUCGGGGAGGGGUCGGCAGUCAUCGAGAGGGGCGAGUGCCUUGCAGCCGUGGAGGGAUAAGCACGGACGAUUCGUGUGCUCCAAUACCUCGGCGGCUAGUGAAGCAGAGAGCGACAUGGGGUUCACAACGGAGGACCCUGGCGAUGGCGGUGAAAGCUGUGCCUCGCUGGGGAGCUCAAAGGCGGAGCUCAACGCCGCCAAGAGGGAGCAGUGUAAAGCCGUCGCGGCCGACGAAGUGUCGGAAAUGGCCCGACGUGCUCGCGAGCGACGAGCUGCUCUUGCGGCGGAAGGGGGAGAGCCAUCUGCGGUGGCCUUAAGCCAGCUGGCUCUGGAUGGGGUGGACUUAGUCCUGAAGGUUGCCACCAAGUCUGGCAGCCUGAAGGGCACGUUCACCCGUGGCUUAAAGGAGGCUGCCGCGGAUAUCAGGGAGGCGGUUGGCAUCCUCCGCAACAGGACGGCCUCUGACGAGGUCGCAAAGUUACAGGAGGAAAACAGCCGCCUCAGAAAUGACUUGGAGGACCUCCGACGCCAAGUCGCUGCGCUGAGCGAAGAGCAGCAGCGACGCACGUCCACCGAUGCCGCACCUGUAGUGGCCCCGACUCCCGCACCGCGACCGGCAAGCCCUCGUACCGACGAAGAGGUCGAGCGCAUUGUCCGGAUCUGCAUGCUCCAGUGCGGGAGCAUGGUUAACGCUCGGCUGGAGGCGAUUUCACGGCGUCUCCCGGAGGAAAUCCUCCGUCCGCCUUUGGCGGCGGGCACUCGGAGAACUGAGGAGCCGCCGAGACUUGGUUCUCAAAAGGGGAAGCCCGCGGAGGGUAACAAAAAGCCCGCGGAGGGAGCUCCUUCGAGCGAGCAGCCCAUGACUGUCGGGUCUAAGGGUGAAACCUGGGCAAAAGUCGUGGGCCCAAAAAAGGCCCGCAAAGCCGCCAAGAAGGCAAAAUACGGCUCCUCAACCUGCGCGGCGGGCUGCCAAAGGCGGUCGCAAGAGACCGACUGUGCACGUUCCUCGGUCCAAUGCCGUGACGCUUACGUUGCAGCCCGGAGCUGUGGAGCGUGGCGUGACGUACCAGUCGAUCAUCGCUGA